CAAAGUAACAAGCAUAUAAGAGAAGAAGAGUUUCGGAUGAACUUCAUUUAGGAGGUUCCUACCUAUUCUAAGGUAGCGUAUAUUGAAAUUAAAAGUUAAAACAUUAAGGUGCACUGGUCCACCCCGUGAAAGAUCAAAAUGCUUGUUUAGUGUCAUCCAACACCGCUUUGUCAGAAAAUUUUACUAAAUACACAUAAAUAGUAUGGAGAAAAUAAAUCAUGAAAUAAAAAUGACACCACUUGACCGAGGGAGCUUCUUGGGCCACUGGUGAAACGUCUCAAAUUUCAUGCCAAGCAUUUCUUUUCAUGUUUCUUUUGCUAAAAGGUUAUUAGUUAAUAGAAUCGAACUCUUUCUACUCCUCCAGAGUAGGGGUAAGAGUCUGCGCACACACUACCCUCCCCAGACCCUAAUUGUGGGAUUCUAUUAGGUUGUGGUUGUUGUUGUAGAAUUGAACCCUUGACCUUCUCUAAUAUAAAAAAACUAGACUAAAUCAUUUAGCCAAGGCCAAUAAUAAAAACAAAAGUGAUAAUAAAUUAUAUAAUGUUAUUACAGUGAUUUAUUUAAUGAUGCAAGAUCAAGAAUGCUAAAAAUCCAAGAAUUUCAAGAAAUUGAAGAAGUCCAAGAAUCCAUUCAAGAUUAGGAAUUCUUUUCCUUAAAGAUUGGAUUUCUUAUUUCUUGUUUCCUAUUAAUUUAAUUUUUAUUUUAGUAGGAUUAUAUUUGUAGUUCUAGUCAAACUAGGAUUGUUAGUUGGUAUCCCAUUCCUACUAGAAUUCUUUUUUCUAUUUUAGUUGGGAUAGGUUUUCUUAGCCUUAUUCUUAUUCUAGUUUAAUAAGGAUUAAUUUUCAUUAACCUUACCAAUUUUACUCAUUGUAAGACCUAUUUAAAGGGCUUAAUAUGCUGAAAAUAAACAUUGGUGAUUAGUUUUUCUAAGCUUUUGUUUCAAAAAUGUGAUUGAUCUGUUAUUUCAUUCUUCUUCCUUUAUUCAACACUUCUUGCAAUCUUGCGGGAUUGAGGAAUGUGCGGUGAGGCUUCUUUCCAUCUUACAUUCUUCUAGCGUGAGUUUGAAGAACGCUUUCGCUAGUUUUGUCAAAAACUUUAGAAGGGUGCUUUUGUUUUUCUCUCUUCUUUGUACUUGAGGUGCAAAACCUUGAAAGUACAUCAAUUUGGUAUCAGAGCCCAAGUUUCAGGUCCGAAUUCUUGAUUUGCUACCUUGUUCAUCGUGUCACCAAACAAGAAAAUACCAAGUUCGGGAUCCUCUUCAAUGGAUCUUCAAUUAAAGUUCAUAAAUUAAUAAGUAGAAUCCUUGAACGAGAAAAUAAAGAAAUUAAAGUUCAACUAGAUGGCUUGAAGGAAUCAAUGGAGAAUCUGACUAAAUUAGUUAAAUGCUUGGUGAAUCAAAAUCAGCCACGAUAUCCGCCACAAAACCGACAACCUCCAUUGCCGCCACCACUACCGAGACGCAAUAUACCAGUGCUACCACGACAUCUUCCACUUUGAGAUCCACCAAUUCAACCGUGUAGAGCAUGACAUAAUGAGCAAGCGGAAGAAUUUAUAGCUGACCAGGGCAUAAAAAUACCAAUGCACCAUGCCCAAUAUGAUAAUUGUUCAGAUAAUCAAGGGACUGAAGAGGACAAAACUGAUGAAGACCAAUAUCAAAGAAACGAAGACCAAGCAUUGGAUCCAAAACUUGAGGAAUUACCACCAAAGUUUUAGGACGAUCCAUUGGAUUACCCAACUAUGUGUGUCAUUGACUUUCCACCUUUUAGAGGUGCUCAACACAAUAUUGACUUGAUUGUUGACUCUAUCAAUGCAAAUAAGACAACAUAUUGUGUUAAUUCUAAAGUCCACAGAAAUAUGCUAGAACAAGAGGAAAAAUUACCUAUAAAGGAGUGGAUAAUGGAGAGUUUGAGGUAUAUUGGAGAAACGAGAUAUCUUCACCUCAUAAAUAUAUAUGGCUGUCGUCAAAGUGAUUGUUGGUUUACAAGCAUAGCAAUUGAUGCAGUCUCAAGAAGAGUGUUGAUCUCUAUGCUUAAUUCAAAGCUAGAAAUGGAGUUGGCUAAGUUCCAAGUAGUGCUAACAUCAAUAACUUCAUAUCGUAAGUUGAAGCUUGAGAGUCAAUGUUGAAAGAUUACAUGGAGAAGACGUGGUAUAAAGUUGAAACAUAGAAAGUCAGAUUUAGUUCGACCAUAUGCUAAGUUUGCUUACAACGUGAAGAAGCUCUACGAUAAACUAGCAAAAUGUAACUUAAAACUUGGUGAGCAUUGGUCCCCAUUUUUUUUUUCCACCUUGGGUCUCCAUUAUAGCAAAUCUUGUGCCGUUUAUGGAAGCUGUUAGACUCGAGGGCGAGUCUUUUUCAACUAGGGGAGAAUGAUGCAAGAUCAAGAAUGCUAAAAAUCCAAGAAUUUCAAGAAAUUGAAGACGUCUAAGAAUCUAUUCAAGAUUAGGAUUUCUUUUCCUUAAAGAUUGGGAUUCCUUAUUUCUUGUUUCCUAGUAAUUUAAUUUUUGUUUUAGUAGGGUUAUAUUUGUAGUUUUAGUCAAACUAGGAUUGUUAGUUGGUAUCUCAUUCCUACUAGAAUUCUUUUUCCUAUUAUAGUUCGGAUAGGUUUUCUUUGCCUUAUUCUUAUUCUAGUAUAAUUAGGAUUAAUUUUCCUUUACCUUACCAAUUUUACUCAUUGUAAGGCCUAUUUAAAGGGCUUAAUAUGCUGAAAAUAAAUAUUGGUGAUUAGUUUUUCUAAGCUUUUGCUUAAAAAACGUGAUUAAUCUUUUAUUUCAUUCUUCUUCCUUUAUUCAACACUUCUUGCAAUUUUGCGAGAUUGAGGAACGUGUGGGUGAGGUUUAUUUCCAUCUUACAUUCUUCUAAUGUGAGUUUGAAGAACGCUUUCGCUAGUUUUGUGAAUAACUUUAGCGGGGUGCUUUUGUUUUUCUCUCUUCUUUGUACUUGAGAGGUGCAAAACCUUGAAAGUACAUCAUUUAAUCAUUCAUGUCUAUAAAUGUCGACACUGCUUAUCUCUAUUUGUUAUGCUAUCAACUAUGUGUUGUGAUAUUUUGGAAUUUUGACUUAAGUGACUGUAGCCAAGCAAUACAAGCAAGGGAUUAGCUAAUCCUUGUAGGAAAAAAAUGUGAAGAAUUUUGACAGACCUGCAUUCACUUAUACCGUGGUUCUAUUUGUUGAUUUGCAUCUGUUGUGAGCCGUUCAAUUAAGGAAGCAAGAGAGAGAAGCCAAAGGGUGUAUGUGUGGGGGAAAUACUUGCUAGUUGUAUCUAUUGGAACCGGAGAGGGUCGUGAUUUCUAUUUAAAGCUCCAACUCUAAAUCAGCUAAGUACUCCUUUUGGGCAGCAUAAUAUGAUCAUGUGAUUGGCAUGAGUACUGCUUGUGACUUUUCUUAACUUCAGUCCUUUUGAUACUUAUAAUAGAUAGCAUAUACCACUUGAAGUGGCAUUGUCUAGAUAUCAGAUAAGUUAACUAUGGGAUAUUUGUUUUUGUUCAUUGCUUUGAAGCACUUUGGUCAUGUCCCAGAUGCAGCUGGUAUUGAUACAGCGAGUUUUGUUUGCUACAUGUUGAAUGCAGACCGUGCGCGAGGACAGCCCUGCAUUUGGUGCUUCUAUAUUGCGGUGUUUCUACUCGUCGUAGGCAUUGUGAUGUAUCAGUGAGAUGCUUUGUUAAUUGUUACUUAUAUACUAAUGAACUUUCAGGAUGUGAAAGCUAUCCCUUGAGGUUGACCUGCUCAAGAAGUUAUAUGUAUAUUUUGUGAACUGGAAGUUAUAUUCCAUCUGCUACUUCUUAUUGAGUGCUUUUUUUUUUUUUAAUUUCAAACGUAGAACAAGACGCGUAUGUGAAGGAUAUCUGUAAACCAUAUUGCUUCUGGACUAGUUUUGGGCUGCUAAUCACUAGAUGUAUAUUUUCUGCAGGACUAACUUCUCAUUUUUUUACUUUUUUUGGGCAACAAAGGAUUAAUCUUUUUUCACUUUGACAGUAACAUUGACAUAACCAAGAUGCAUUGCAAGGAUAAAGCAUUUUAGGAAGCUAAUUUUAGUUGCUUUGAUCAUUUGGGGGUGGGGGUACAAAAGAACAAGCAUAUAGGAGAAAAACAAUUUCGGAUGAACUUCGUUUAAGAGGGUCCUAUCUAUUCUAAGGUAGUGAGUGCAAGCUUUUGUCAUCUUUGUUAUUUGGAUGAGAACUAUUCCUACUAUAAAUUCUUUUAUCCUGUUUCUAAACAGAGUGACAAAUUGUAUUAUAGUUUUACUCUUUCUUAGAAUUCGUAUACAUGUUGUUCCAUCUUUCAAAAGGUUAAAAGUUAAAAUAUUUAGGUGCAACGGUUGUGUUUCACCCCGUGAGAGAUCAAAAAUCAUAUGUGGCCCCCUAAACUUGUCCGGAUUUUCCUCUCAAACACCUUAUCUAAGAUUUGUUUCAAUUGAACACUUAUGCUACUCAAAAUUUAUACGGCCUAUUAGACACUUUUGAAAGCCAGCAGAAAAAUAAAGAGAGUGUAAUAUGUAACGAAAUGGUGGUACCUUGAGCUCCCAUAGUAGUACAUUGAUGUUAAAGUGUUAAAGUGCUAAGUCAGGAUGAAAUUUCAGCAUUUAUAGUUUAGUCCUACUUUGUAUGUUAUUUUCAUUAGUUACCCUACUAGCUAGUUCAUGCUAUUAUACUCUGUUAGGGCUCAUUGUGAACAUAUCUUGAAUGAAAAAUUGAUUUUCAUUUUCUCUGUUUUUUUUUUAUUUUCUUUCUUUUUAAUUCUUGCUUUACAUUUUCAUGGCGAUUCCAACAUGGGAAUCGCUACAAUUGGUAUCAGAGCUGACAAUCCUCGGCUGUUCAUUGGUGUUAAUGGUAGAGUCCGGUGGAGGUCCAAAUCAAUUGGAGCAACAGAUUCAAGCCUUUAUGGAAAGAUCGGAUAGAAAACUACAGCAUAUGGAAAAAUGGUAUCAAAAUCGUUUCCGGACCUUCGAUAGGUCAGAAAACCAGUAUAACCUUCAAUGGUCGGAGUGUGAGCAACGGGUUUCCUCUGACCCGUGUGCAUAUCAUCAAUAUCCUGGUGCAAAUCCAAGUUUUUAUCGAGAAUCCUGUGGUGAUUUCAUUGGUGGAUUCGCUAACCCAACAAAUGGAGGAUGGAAUUAUCUCGAUUCACCCACAAGUGCUUAAUCUUACCAAAUUCCAUGAGCUUAUCAGAUUGAUAAUACCAAUCCAGGUUUCUAUUUCGUUCAGUUCGGUGAUGGUUCGAUGGUGUCAAUGACUGGCACUGAGCUAGAGAACUUGCUUAACUCUAGCUAUGGGUAUUUUGAGAACAAAAUGUCGGAAGUAGAUUAUCCAUGUGUUGAGCCUCCGUUCGUUUUGACUAAAGCCGAAGCUGGAGAUAUUGAAGACGAAAGAGUCGCUCUUUCAAGGAUUGAAUUAGAUUCAAGUAUCAAAAAGAUGGAGAACUGGGUCAAAUAUGUACCCAUGGAAAUCAAAGGUGAAAAUGCAGACAAGGUGUUUGCUGAAAUUUUUAACGACCUUGAAUCAUUUUCCACUGUUUCCAAGAGCAUCCCAGACUCAAAUGUUUUGAAACCAAGUGACGGAGAUGAGGAUACACAAGCGAAAAUGUAGUCGAGUUGAAAGAUGAAAACAAAAUCUCGGAUAUUCCUUAUUCAGAUGCAUCUUUUGAGGUUGAAGAUGAGCUAACGGGAACCCAGAAAUUGAGGAGGACCGAGUGUUUGACAAAAGUCCUCUGAAGGAUGAUACAAAGUUAGAGCCAAAUGAGGAAAAAGUGUUUGACAAAAGUCCUCUAAAGGAGGAAGCGGGGGCUUAAGAUGACAAGCAAUCAUUAGUAGCUGGAACCUCACCCACACAUCCGAUCUUGUUCUCGCUGAAAAUGGUUCCCGAUUGUAUCGCAUUAAAUUUUGAAGGGGUUGCAUAUCCAGAUAUUGCUGUCAAAGUUGUUGCGGAUAAUUAUAUAACCUCUGGUAAUGUUGCCAAAAUCACUUAUCCUUUAUUUGGAGGAUGAUGCUGACAUUGACGGCACUAGUGAGUGGGAGAAGAUUCACCAGCUUUUCACAGCCUUUGUUACGAAAGGACUUAAUCUUUCUAUUCCACAACUCCAAGUCCCUUUUUUAGAUUUUGCCUCUGCGGGCAUUUGAGGGCUGCGGCCUCAUAGGAGAGUUGAUGAGCAAUUUGUUCGUGAAUGAUGAUGGGAAGUGUGACACUGAAGAUUGUUCCAGAUUCCUGGUAAUAUCACCCUUCUUGAACUACAGUUACAGUGAUGUCAAGUUGGAAGGGGUUAAUAAUUUGAAAUAGUUAGAUGUCAAGUUGAGUCCUAUGGAUGAGUUUAAGGCUGAUUUGAUACCUAACGAAUGUAAUACUUUUCACGGAUUGACCUGCUACAUGCAAAAAUUUACUAGAGUUGGAACUGCUGUUGGAGACACUCUCAGGUUUCAUAGUUACAAUGAUCCAUAUGAGGGAGCAUAUUUGACUGAUAAGAUGUGGCUCCAAGAUAAUUUCAGCACUCAUAUCUUUUGGUUUGAAACUCAGCAAAGUCUAAAAGUUAGUAAGUUUCCCCUAGUUUUGUUGGAGAUUAUUUUGACUGAUACACAUAUGUAUAUCAAAAUGAGCUGGCUAGACAAAGGGAGCAGGAUGUUCAACAAGAUGAUUGGUAGGAACCUUCUUACUGCGCUUGUGUCUCCUGUACCACUUGUUGCUUCGUAUAAUAGUCUUAUGAUGUGCAUGAGGGUUUUUGGAUCACUUGUACCUUGGACUGACAUAUAUGUGAAGCCACACGUAAUAGAGCAUGUUGAGGCUCUUUUACUUGUUUUUAGUUGUGCUGGUAUAACUGAUCCUUGGUGGAUGAUUCCAGGAUUAGUAAGUGGAGAUUAUAUGGUGAAAUAUCGAGCUAUGUACUUUAAAUAUUGCAGAAUUCCGGGUAUUCACGAAAUGACACGGUUGGCAUGUAUAGAGAAGGCCAAGGUUGCUGAUUUGAUUGCUUUUGUUGCGUCUACAAGUUCCAAUGAAGAAGGUUGUUAUAUUGAUGCGUCUGGAUCCCAUUGUGUUCAUGUCUUUAGAGCUCUUGGCCUUUCCAGCACUAUUGGAUUGAUUUGUGAUCUGCCUAGUGAGUUGCUAGCGUUGCUUCUAAAUUUACAGAAGAUUGCAAGUUUUAUCCAGCAUAUAGAAUGAUGAUGAUUUUACAUGGGCUGAAUAUGAGGUUUCACACUGUUAACAAAUCCCAACCUUGAGGACAAGGUUGCUAUAAGGGGAUGGAAUGUAACGAAAUGGUGGUACCUUGAGCUCCCAAAGUAGUACAUUGAUGUUGAAGUGUUAAAAGAAGUGCCAAGUUAGGAUGAAGUUUCAGUAUUUAUAGUUUAGUCCUACUUUUUGUGUUAUUUUUAUUAGUUACCUUACUAACUAGUUCACGCUUUUAUACUCUGUUAGGGCUCAUUGUGAACAUAUCUUGAAUGAAAAAUUGAUUAUCAUUUUCUCUGUUA
Molecule: messenger RNA, 7451 nt
Organism: Nicotiana tabacum (common tobacco)
Lineage: Eukaryota; Viridiplantae; Streptophyta; Magnoliopsida; Solanales; Solanaceae
Source: RefSeq, a predicted model, not a curated record